Molecule: messenger RNA, 2112 nt
Organism: Alternaria postmessia
Lineage: Eukaryota; Fungi; Ascomycota; Dothideomycetes; Pleosporales; Pleosporaceae
Exons: 3
Coding region: 1-2112 (703 amino acids)
Biological process (GO): phosphatidylinositol dephosphorylation
Cellular component (GO): endoplasmic reticulum
Molecular function (GO): phosphatidylinositol-4-phosphate phosphatase activity
Source: RefSeq, a predicted model, not a curated record
AUGAGUGUCGCCCUCCCUUACCGCGACAUCAAUGUCCACUCUUCGCCCUCGCACUACGCCUUCUCCUCGCCAUCGUCGCCCUCAGCCCCUACCCUCGUCGUCGACCGCCCGUCAGGUGACAUCCGCCUUCAUGAUGGCAAGCUGCUGGGCUCCAAGAGGGUCUCGAGCAUUGCUGGCAUCCUCGGCAUGAUCAAGCUGCGACUGGACAAGUACAUCAUUGUCAUCACAAAGGCCCAGCCCAUGGGUAGGAUCAAAGGCCACAUGAUUUACAGAGUCGUCGCUACCGAGUUCCUCUCCCUACGCGAAAAGCCGCUGCACGAUGCCGACGAAGAUAAUUACCUCAGUCUCCUCAAGACGCUCAUCAAGACCAGCCCGCUCUUCUUCUCCUACUCGUUCGACAUAACAAAUACGUUCCAGCGCCAGGCCCACCUCGACCCCUCGACCCCCCUGUGGAAGCGCGCAGACGACCGCUUCUACUGGAACCGCUUCGUGUCCAGCGACCUCAUCGACUUCCGCGGUGGUCUCAGUGGCGGAUAUGGCAGGCACUCGAGUGGCCACCAGCCGGGCGCAGACCCCUACAUCCUGCCCGUCAUGUACGGCAUGUUGGAGAUUAAAAACACGUCUAUCAAGGGCACGCCGCUCACCUUUAUCCUCAUCACGCGCCGCUCGCGCCUCAAGGCAGGCACCCGCUACUUCUCCCGCGGCAUCGACGAGAACGGCAACGUGUCCAACUUCAACGAAACCGAACAGACCAUCAUCCUCAACGACAACGCAUCAGGCGGCCCCGGCGGCUUCGGCUCCAACCAGAACCCGUCCAGCACGGCGGGCAAGGAGACUCAAGUCCUCGCUUACGUCCAGACCAGAGGCAGCGUACCCGUCUACUGGGCCGAAGUAAACACGCUCAAGUACACGCCCAAGCUGCAAAUCCGCGGCAUCGACAACGCCCUCCCCGCCGCAAAGAAGCACUUUGCCGAACAAAUCCGCCUCUACGGCGAUAACUGGAUGGUCAACCUCGUCAACCAAAAGGGCCGCGAGCAGCGCGUCAAAGAAGCCUACGAGCAAAUGGUCAACCUGCUGCACACGUCGCCUUCGGAAAACGUCCAAGGCGACCGCAUCACGUCGGAGAAGUUCCACAUUAUCGAUCCGGCAAAGGCGCAAACCGUCUACGAUCGAUUACAUUACAUUUACUUUGACUUCCACAACGAAACAAAGGGUCUCCGCUGGGACCGCGCUAAGCUCCUGCUCAACCAGCUCGAACCGCACAUUCUGCGCCACGGAUAUUUCUGUGGCGUCGAUAUGCCGGGCGAUGGGUCGGGUGUGGAAGUCCGCCGCCACCAGACGGCUGUCGUGCGCACGAAUUGCAUGGAUUGUCUCGACCGCACGAAUGUCGUGCAGAGCAUGCUGGGGCGCUUCGUCCUGUCACGCAUGUUGAUUGACCUCGGUCUCCUGCGCGAAGGCGAGUCGGCCGAGGAGGAUAAAGACUUUGAGUUUCUGUUCCGCAACGUCUGGGCCGAUAAUGCGGAUGUUGUGUCCAAGUCGUAUUCGGGCACAGGCGCACUCAAGACUGAUUUCACUCGACUGGGCGUGAGGACCAAGGCGGGUGCGUUGCAGGAUUUGAAUAAUAGUAUUACGAGAUAUUGUCUCAAUAACUUUGCUGAUGGGCCGAGACAAGAUGGGUUUGAUCUCUUCUUGGGUAAUUAUCUGCCGAGCGAUGGGGUUGGGGGUGGACAACUUCUCUUUGCGGAUAGACGGCCACUGUUCAUUCAGUCGAUACCGUAUAUCUUCGCUGCGGCCGUCUUCUUCAUACUCGUCGGCAGUCUGACGCGGAGAGCGCCUGAUGCUGCUGUCUGGCCUUUGCGUCUUCUCCUCCUUUUGUCUCUUCUGACGGCUGCGGCUUGUCUGAACUUUAUGUGGGGACAUGGUACAUUAUACGUCAACUGGCCUAAACUAAACCGACAACCCCCGCAAAUUGAAGCUUUCCAGGAGACGCUACAGAAGGUCCGGAACCAUCCUGUUGUGGGACCGUUGGUUGGGGGUUCGGCGAAACACGAGAGGGGCAAGAGUGAUGCGAGGUUGUUGGGACUGGAGGAGGGGAAGAAGAGGAUUGAGUAG